CGCUCCGAUCCUCAACUCCAUCAUCGCAUAUCAAGCGAGAGCAGUGAGCUUGAGUCUCGGUUAGCGAUCCACUCCACUACUCCAGUACCAGUCUCGAUCGGCUGAAGCAGAGAUGGCACUUCCUUCCCGCCGCGUGGCCGCGUCCGCCGCCCUCCUCCUUCUCCUUCUCCUAGCCACAGCAGAGCUGGGGACGACGACGGUGGUGGAGGCGAGGACCUGCAUCUCGCAGAGCCACAGCUUCAAGGGCGCCUGCCUGAGCAGCACCAACUGCGCCAGCGUCUGCAUGACGGAGGGCUUUCCCGGCGGCGACUGCAAGACACGCCGCUUCCAGCGCAAGUGCUUCUGCGUCAAGAACUGUUGAUCGGCUAGCGCUCUGCGCUUGCCGCUCGGCGACCUCCGCUUCUGCUCCUGCUGAUCGGCUACCAGUAGUCCGUCCGUCGUCGUUAUGUUGUGCGCGCGUCUGUCUGCUAGGUGUUUCCUCCGCGCGAGCGCUUGGAAUAAAGUACCGUAGAAUCGUUUGUGUGAAGCUGCUGCUGCUGCCAUGUAAGGUCGUUCCGUGGAUAUAUGUAUGUAUGCGCUGUGUGUGAUCGUUUCGAGGUGAAUCAGUGAUCAACUUCAAGGA
Messenger RNA from Lolium perenne, 622 nucleotides. RefSeq names its product defensin-like protein CAL1. NCBI's taxonomy places the organism in Eukaryota, Viridiplantae, Streptophyta, Magnoliopsida, Poales, Poaceae. Gene Ontology annotation, biological process: defense response. The record is from RefSeq and is a predicted model, not a curated record.